CCCGCUGCCGGACACCACCCGCACGUAUUGUACAAACGAACAGCCGAAGAGAAAGUUCACCGGUACAGAGUAGAUACAAACCCCCAUCAUGUUCCCCUUGGCCAUCACAGAAAUCAUGCUGCCCACGAGUAUCACGCUCAAGCCCAUGAUUACCACCAUGGAAGGUUUCAAAAGCAACAUUUUUGUGGACGUCGCAAGAAAUGUAUACACACCUAAGCCACCCACGGAGGAUGCGUUCAUCCUGCAUGAUGAAUAUGGGAGCUCGACAAGGUUGAAAAGAUCCCCCGUUAAAAAUCAAAAGGGUGGAACACUGAACGUUGAAACGCUGGUUGUGGCAGACAGGAAAAUGCUGGAGAAACACAGCAAGGAAAACAUUACCACAUACAUCUUAACCGUGAUGAACAUGGUAUCGAGCCUUUUCAAAGAUGGUACAAUUGGAAGUGACAUCAACAUUGUAAUUGUGAGCCUUCUUCUUCUGGAGCAGGAACCUGGUGGACUGGUGAUCAACCACCAUGCAGACCAGUCAUUAAACAGCUUUUGCCAGUGGCAGUCUGCUCUGGUUGGAAAAAAUGGGAAGCGUCAUGACCAUGCCAUCUUGCUUACUGGAUUUGAUAUCUGCUCCUGGAAGAAUGAACCCUGUGACACUUUAGGCUUUGCUCCAAUCAGUGGAAUGUGCAGUAAAUAUCGUAGUUGUACCAUCAAUGAAGACACUGGACUUGGUUUGGCCUUUACUAUUGCCCAUGAAUCUGGACACAAUUUUGGCAUGAUCCAUGAUGGAGAAGGGAAUCCUUGCAGGAAAGCUGAAGGUAACAUCAUGUCUCCCACCCUCACAGGAAACAACGGAGUGUUUUCAUGGUCAGUGUGCAGCCAGCAAUAUCUUAACAAAUUUCUCAGUACCGCUCAAGCAGCUUGCUUGAUAGAUGAACCCAAGCAAGCCGGACAAUACAAAUACCCUGAUAAGCUCCCAGGGCAGAUCUACGAUGCCGACACACAGUGUAAAUGGCAGUUUGGAGCAAAAGCCAAACUGUGCAACUUGAGUUUUGUAAAGGAUAUAUGUAAAUCACUGUGGUGCCAUAAAGUAGGCCAUCGAUGUGAGACAAAGUUCAUGCCAGCUGCAGAAGGGACCCCCUGUGGGAUAAGCAUGUGGUGUCGAAGAGGUCAGUGUGUAAGAUAUGGAGACCAUGGCCCCAAACCUGUCAAUGGCCAGUGGUCCACAUGGUCUGAGUGGUCUGAUUGCUCCAGGACAUGUGGGGGCGGAGUGAUGUACCAAGAGAGGCACUGCAACAAUCCAAAGCCUCAGUAUGGAGGCAAGUUCUGCCUGGGCUCCAGUCGCAUUUACCAGCUCUGCAACAUUCAGCCAUGCCUAUCAAAUGGCCCCGACUUCCGUGCCCAGCAAUGUGCGGAAUAUAACAGCAAACCUUUCCGGGGAUGGUACUACAAAUGGAAACCCUACACAAAAGUAGAAGAGGAAGACCGAUGCAAGCUUUACUGCACUGCUGAAGAUUUUGACUUUUUCUUUGCCAUGUCCAACCGAGUGAAAGACGGAACCCUCUGCUCCCCAUAUAGAGAUGAUGUGUGCAUCGAUGGAGUUUGUGAACCAGUUGGAUGUGACCAUCAACUUGGAUCCAAAGCUGUUCUGGAUUCUUGCGGAAUCUGUAAAGGAGAUAAUUCUACAUGUACGUUCUUCUCGGGCCGUUAUUUGACACAGCAUAAAACUAAUGAUUAUUACCACAUUGUGACGAUUCCAGCAGGAGCUCAUAGUAUUGAAAUCCAAGAACUUCAGAUGUCCACCAGCUACCUUGCAGUGCGGAACUUGAGCAAGAAAUAUUACCUAACAAAAGACUGGACCAUCGAUUGGCCUGGGAAAUUCUAUUUUGCUGGGACAGUGUUUGACUAUCAACGUUCUUUUAACCAUCCGGAAAGGAUCUCUGCAGCUGGACCAACAAAUGAGACACUCGUCUUUGAAGUAAAAGAUGGACAAUCACUCCAAAGAAGCAGAAGGAACUUCUCUUCAAAGCAGGAAAAGCUUCUGUUGCAAGGUAAAAACCCGGGCAUUGCCUGGCAGUACACCUUCUCAAAGGCGAUCAACGAGAACAAAAUUUCCACACAAAGACACAGCUACUCAUGGGUGACAGUGCAGUCUGAAUGUUCAGUCACGUGCGGUGGAGGGCACUUGAUAGCAAAAGCUGUAUGUUUACAAGAUCAUCGUACCCGGGUCAAUUCCUCUCUCUGUGGCCCAAGGACAAAACCUUUGAUGGAGACGAAGAUAUGCAAUGCAGAUCCUUGCCCAGCCUAUUGGUCAACAGGUGAUUGGAGUGUGUGCAGUCAAUCAUGUGGUGGAGGGCAGCAAACCCGUCCAAUCCAGUGUCUUCAGAAGAAAGCUUUUCAGAAGGAUGACAUUGUGGCGCAUGCUCUUUGCCCAGUGACGACCCCAGCACAAAUACAAGCAUGUAAUACACAGGACUGCCCACCAGAAUGGAGUCCCGGCCCAUGGUCACAGUGCUCCAAAACAUGUGGAAGAGGCAUCGUGAAACGUGACAUUGUCUGCAAAAGCGUAGGAGUUUCCACAGUGAAAAUCCUGCCCAAGGAGAUGUGCAACCGGGAAACAAAGCCAGAGACGCAACAGAUGUGCGUUUUGGGAAGGUGUCCUAAGAACGAUCGGCUCCAGUGGGUGAUUUCUGCUUGGAGCGAGUGUUCCGUCACCUGUGGCCCAGGCAUAAGGAGACGAGAAAUGCAGUGCAGCGAGAAGAGCAUCAGUGGCAAGCUGAUCACUUUCCCACAGCGACGUUGCCGAAAUCUUAAGAAACCGAACAUUGAACUGGAAGAAGUGUGCAACAAAGGAGCAUGCCCUUUACACUAUUUGUAUACCAGAAUAUCAGGGUGGUAUUCUUCACCUUGGCAGCAGUGUACUGUGACCUGUGGAGGAGGGGUGCAAACACGGAGGGUGCAGUGUCUCCGCCAGGGUCAGCCAGCCACAGGUUGUCUGCCUCAUCAAAAGCCUGCCGUGUCUCGAGCCUGCAAUACAAACUUCUGUCUUGCUCCUGAGAAAAAAGAUGAUCCCUCUUGUGUGGACUUCUUCACUUGGUGCCACUUGGUCCCCCAACAUGGUGUCUGCAAUCACAAAUUUUAUGGCAAGCAAUGCUGCAAAUCCUGCACACAGAAAAACUGAUAGAAGUGGUUUCAGUGUGAUACUUCCAUGGCGUGAGUCACUCUUUCAGGAGAUGACAAAUGUUCCGAUAGGGCCUACUUAAACCAAGCAUCACAGAAAUUGCUGAUUUAACAGACUAGGAUAUCAUAGGUCAAUAUUUUGUGAUGGUACAGAUUUAAGUGACCAAUGAGUGUAGAAGGACUGGAUGACUACCAGACCACACAGGGUAUUUUUGAACACUAGAAGAUGUAAUAAUGUUCUGCCUUUCUUCAGUUUGUCUUCUCCAGUGUCUUCUGUUGAAGGUGGGGUGAAAAAAAAAUCCCUGCUUACACCCCAUGGCCAAAGUCAGCCUCCAAAACGGAGUUACAUAUUUUUCAUGGUGCUUCUACUUUACUCAAGAGCUUACACAGAGCCUGAGAUCAAGCAGAAUGAAAGCGCUAUAGAAGAGACACAUUGGUUAUUAUGUGGCUACUAUGACCAUGCAUUGCCAUGCAUAACAUAGACAUGAUGCUAUCAACAGCAAGGACAUGAGCUGCACUAGCAAGAUAAACCAGAGGUGAAGAAUCUUUGGCCCACCAGAGGUCUUGAAGUACGAACACAUGCAGCAAUCCUUUACCAUUGGUUAUGGUAGCAAGGCCUUCUAGGAACUGAAACCAAGAACUCUGGAGGCCCUGAAGUUCCUCAUUCAGGAUAUAAAAGGUGCUUUUCUAUUCCACUUGCUGCUGGGAAAGCAAGGGUUACAUCUUGUAGGACAUAUAACUUUAUUUUCUUCCCCUUUCCGCUUUGAAUAGUAACUGAGGCAUACUUUACUAACCACUUGAGGCAGGCACUCCUUGAGUUGAUCAUCCAGUAGAACACCACAGAGAUUUUAUUUAUAGUUUUUUUUUCCUGUGUAGGAUAAGUGAACUAGAAUGUCAUACUUAAGUUAACUCAUGAAACUCACACAAUUGCUGUUAUGCCUCGUUGUCGUUAGUGCUGAAACCAAUUACUUGUCAGAAUUUUAAAAAUUUCAUGAACAUCUUGCAUAUGCUACCAUUGAGCGUGGUUUUGAAAAACAGUGCCUCUUGGACUAAUGGGGUGUCGUUUGUUGGAAAUAAAGACGUGGGGGGUUUUUUCUUCAUAAACAAA
Molecule: messenger RNA, 4276 nt
Organism: Pogona vitticeps (central bearded dragon)
Lineage: Eukaryota; Metazoa; Chordata; Lepidosauria; Squamata; Agamidae
Source: RefSeq, a predicted model, not a curated record